AUGGAAAACAAAGCCGAAGACUAUCCAACGACCUCCCCUCUCGAGCGUCUGACCUCAUACUACUUUCCUGCCUCCUCCUCCUCCUCCUCCUCUUCCACAACACCUACCACCUCGACCUACCCGACAGACCCAUCGCUCUUCGUCCGCUUAGAACAGUACCUCCUCGCUUCCCCUACUUCGGUUGCGAUCGUCUCGAGCGUCGGGACCACAGGGCUCGUACUGGGCAGCCUAGUGUUCUAUAGACGGUAUUGGAGAAGGAUCCCCAAUGCCGAGGCUGUUCCCGGGAGGACGAUACAGAAUAAACGGUUCAUCAGGGGGAUAGUCACUUCGGUAGGAGACGGCGAUGGAUUCCGGAUAUACCAUACCCCAGGCCCGUUCUAUUCGUACCCUUUCAGAUUCCGUAACGUUCCUGAGACGUCCAAAGAGCUCAAGGACCAGACGAUCAGUAUACGGAUAGCAGGAAUAGACGCCCCCGAGACGGCGCACUUUGGCCGACCAGCCCAGGCGCACUCUCAAGAAUCUCUUGACUGGCUCAGAGAGCGCCUACUCCAGCCCGCUCGGAAACGGGUCAAAGUGCAGGUGUUGAGAAGGGACCAGUAUGGACGGAUCGUUGGAAUUCCCUAUGUCCGACGCCUUUUACUGCCUGAUCAACCGUUACCUAUCGAGAUGCUCAAGCGAGGGAUGGCGGUCGUCUACGAGUCUGCCGGCGCAGAGUAUGGCCCUUGGGGGUUGACCAAGUUGAAAGAGCUUGAAGCUACUGCCAAAUCGGCCAAGGUCGGUAUCUGGUCAUUACCAGCGUCCAAGUUCGAACACCCUGCGGACUACAAGAAACGGCACAAGAUCGGGGACGACCCCGUCUCCCCAGCCAGCAAGACUGCCGAAGCGGCUGCGGUAGUAGGGAAGGGAGUCUGGGGAUGGGUCAAGGGGUGGUGGAGGCGAUAA
Molecule: messenger RNA, 942 nt
Organism: Filobasidium floriforme
Lineage: Eukaryota; Fungi; Basidiomycota; Tremellomycetes; Filobasidiales; Filobasidiaceae
Exons: 6
Coding region: 1-942 (313 amino acids)
Cellular component (GO): cytoplasm; mitochondrion
Source: RefSeq, a predicted model, not a curated record